Daphnia pulex (common water flea) is the source of this 3159-nucleotide messenger RNA. RefSeq lists its product as uncharacterized. NCBI's taxonomy places the organism in Eukaryota, Metazoa, Arthropoda, Branchiopoda, Diplostraca, Daphniidae. Gene Ontology annotation, molecular function: catalytic activity. The transcript is spliced from 3 exons. The coding region runs from base 1 to 3159 and encodes 1052 amino acids. The record is from RefSeq and is a predicted model, not a curated record.
AUGUCACCAGCCGUGCUAAGGUACACUAGAGAAGAGAUUCUUUCCUGUCGCCCGAGGUUUAAAGGCGAGCUGGCUGCAGAGCCCGAUCCCAAUCUUGUUGCUUGUGAUAUAGUGCGAUCUUGCUUGAUAAACAGUUCGAGUAAGAAGGAUUUUAGCCCAACCAUUACCACCGAACUUAAGCAUUUCCUCUUGAACGCACAAUCGCUCAAGUCGAAAAGUGAAGUUGUUACGGAGCUACUAUGCAGCAGGAGACCGGAUCUGCUGUGUGUAACCGAAUCCUGGCUCACUCUACUGAAUGGCGAUCACCUUAUUGCGUCCAUCUGCCCACCAGGUUACUCGGGCCUUCAUGAAUCAAGGAGCAUCAAGAGGGGAGGCGGUGUGGCGGUGAUUUUCAGGUCGUAUCUCGCUAUUCAACGAGUGUUCGACAUACCGGCGUGUGAUUCUUUCGAGUUUCUGAACCUGUCCAUCAUGUAUCGACCACGUCGCGGUCGUCUGUUGGUGGUUUAUCGCCCCCCUGCGUCUUCGGCGACGGUUUUCAUGACUGAGUUCCAGGUGGUACUCGAGAUUUUAUCCACCCUGCCGGAGAAGGUCAUCAUAGUGGGUGACUUCAAUAUCCAUGUUGAUGUACCCUCUGACAAGCUAGCUGUAACUUUUCUUGAACUAAUUGAGACGUUUGGGUUCUCUCAGCUUAUUAAAACCUCUACCCACAGCAGGAAGAAGAAAACGACUGACCAAGGCCAUACUUUGGAUCUCGUCCUUGCUAGGCAACUUGACGAUGAGUUUGUGCGAAGCGUCCAAGUGUGCGGUUUUGUUAGCGACCAUCGACUAGUUUCUUGUACUAUGCAGGCCCUAUAUCCCGGUUGGCCGGUAUGCGAGGUACAGCCUCGGCCGUUAAAGUCGAUUGAUCCCGACGCUUUCCUGGCUGAAAUUCGUGAACUGUCUCUGCUUGUCUCUCCCUCUGACUCGUUGGAUGGUCUUGUGCAGCAGUACAAUGACUGCCUACGUUCAGUGCUAGAUAAGCAUGCACCUCUGCGCCUGAAGAAAGUUGUGCUUAGGCCUACUGUUCCUUGGUGGAGCAACGAAAUCAAUCGAGAAAAGAGAAAAGUGAGGAAAGCAGAACGUGUUUGGAGGAGGAGGAAACUGGCAGUUUUAUUCGAGAUCUACAUCGCUCGGCUGGCAGACUUUUCCACUCUCUUGCAGCGCAUCAAGACCGAAUUUUUCUGCGGCAAGGUUGCUGAGCUGAAGGGAAAUCGUCAGUCUCUUCAUCAACUCAUUGAAGGGUCAUUAGACUGCAAGAGGCGUGAGCCUGUUCUGCCCAGCCAACUCGACAGUAAGAGCCUUAGUGCGGAGUUCAGCAACUUCUUCUCUUCAAAGGUGAACAAGAUUCGCUCUGCCCUUGAUUUGGCUAUCGGCUCUCUUCUUCUUCCUGGCUCUCCAUCUACGCCUACUUCACUACGCUCAAAUCGACACCCCUCCCCUGGGGUUGUUUCAACUCCAGCUGGACGGCGUAGGCGUGUUUUGGCAUGGCGUGCAACGGCUGGUGCGUCGUCGACAGUCUUGACACCCUCAGCUCGGCGUCUCUUCUCUAGUCGAUCAGAUUUCAAUGUUCUGCGCGACUUCAAACAUCUGUCUCCAGACGAUGUGACCCGGCUGGCUAAAUUUUCUCCGUCAAGCUCUUGUCAGCUCGACCCAAUACCGACAUUUCUCUUGAAGAAAUACCUCCAGCCACUGGUUCCGUCAAUCACCAAGAUCAGCAACAAUUCUCUUACUUCGGGGUCUUUUCUUGCGGCGCUUAAACAUGCCUUGGUCAAACCACUCUUGAAGAAAGCAGAUAUGGACAAAGAAGUUUUCGCUAACUACCGCCCAGUCAGUAACACACCCUUUCUCUCAAAGUUAAUUGAGAGAGCGGUGGCGUGGCAACUUCUCGAUCAAGUGAAUGACAUUUUCCCGGAACGUCAGCGGAUGUCAGUGACGGGACGGCUUUGCUUUUUUCUCGACGUGGCAUGGGGCAUCCUUGGUGCCGCUCUUGGAUGGUUUGGCUCAUAUCUUAGUGAUCGAUCCAAAUCUGUCAUCGUCGAUGGUGUAACAUCCGAUCCAAUGGUACUGGAGUACGGUGUUCCUCAAGGGUCGGUUCUUGGCCCUCUUCUUUUUCUUGUCUACGUCGCUGCUUUGCCGGAUGAGACGCAUAUUAACGGCGUCGUCGUCGAUCAGUUCUCUGACGACACUCAAGCGAGAGCAAGAUUCUCUUUCCGGAUAUCAUCCAACCAAGCUGGUUGCUCUUCUACACCUUCAUCCUUUUUGGUUCGUCGUAGGCGUGGCUCAACUCGAGGUCGGCGAAAUACCGGUCAUAGUCGACGCCGCAGGCGCAGUUCAAAUUAUUUCCCAUCUCAAGCAGAUGCUACUGCGGCUUUAUCAUCGUGGGCCGUUGUCGCCGAUGAGUGGUUUUCUACGAACAGAACCAAUCAGUCGUGCGUGAAGCCAAUGAGUCUCCAGGUUGGUGCGUCUUCUCUCCUUCCCUCGCCUGAGUGCCGUCAUCUGGGUGUUGUCAUCGACGCCCAACUUACUCUAGCGUCUCACAUCCGAGCUGUUUGCAAGAGCGCUCAAUAUUACCUCUGGAAAAUAUCGAAAAUGCGCCGUUAUCUGGAUAUAUACUCAGCGAAGUGCCGUGUGCAUUCGCUGGUCUUGUCCCGGCUGGACUAUGCGAACUCCCUCUUUUCUGGCUUACCUGAGAAGUUGCUGGAUUGUCUGCAAGCUGUUCAGAAUGCCGCUGCGCGACUGAUUUGUGGUGGCAACAGGCGUGACAGUGCUCGUCCUCUCUUGAAGCGACUUCAUUGGCUUCCAAUCCGCGAUAGAGUCACCUUCAAGCUUUCCACCAUUGUUUUCCUAUCACUAUGUGGAACUGCCCCGGCAUAUUUGGUGCAACGCCUGAAAAAGCACAUACCAGGCCGAGAUGGUCUACGUAAUUGCUCGGUAGCCACCCCGACGUUGGACAUCCCUCGCUCCCGUAAAGCCAGCUGCGGUGAUCGGGCUUUUUCCGUUGCCGCAGCCAGAACUUGGAAUUCCCUACCUGAGAGUGUCAGGGCGUCCCCGACCCUCGGAGAAUUUAAGACGAAGCUUAAGACCCAUUUGUGCUCCCUUGUAUUCGCUGUAAACUCAUAA